AUGUCGAGGCAACAAAUGUGGAAUGUGUUCCGCUUGGGGUUUCCUCAUUCCCUUACGCCUCAGCUUGUCCAUUUAGAACUCAUCACUCAUAAUCUUUUAAAAGCGAUUUCCAAGUGUCAUCGUGGGACGUUUAACUUCGCCCCCAGAGUCACUGGGAUCAAAGUCUCCGGAGUCAUCGGGACCUUCAGAACCAUUGGACUGUGCCUGGCCUUCCUGCAUGCAGAAGUCCAUGUGUGUGUAGUCCUGGACCAGCCCCACACAGGGAAGUUAGGGCACAAAGCAGAGCCCUGGAAAGUGGUCCUGCAGGGUUUGAGAGGCUCCUCCGGAAGGCCUGAGCUGCCAGGCAGCCAGCCUCGACAAGAACCAGGAGACCAUCCACCCAGAUUGCUGGGCAGUGCCAAGGCAGCUAGGACGUGCACAAUGCUCCGAGCACCCCCGAAGCCCAAGCGCCAGUCCAUUGUUGGUCCUCUCAGAGACAUUCCUGUUAAUGAUGAGCAGGGUACUGGCCCAGCUUGGAAUGCCACCAGUAAGAAGGCUGCUUUCAUCAUUCAAGCGCAUGAACCAGAGUAUAAGAAUGGAAAGACAUUUCUUAUUGGCCCAAAAGUGCUGUGUGAGGAUGAUGUGCUGGGUUUCAAUUCAGCUGUUUCCCUGCCAGAGACAAGAAAGCCUUUGGUGCCCCUUGAUUAUCCAAUGGGGGAUUGUCUUGAAUCCGCCAUUACUAUGGACACAUCCAUGGUCCUGGAAGCAGAUGGAAAGCCGCCCAAUAGCAAUGAAGUCCCUGACUACCAGGAAGACAUCCAUCUGUACCUCAGGAAAAUGGAGGUGAAAUACAAACCUAAAGUAGGUUACAUGAUGAAGCAACCAGUCAUAACCAACCAUAUGAGGGCUGUCUUGGUGGACUGGCUAGUGGAAGCUGGGGAGGAAUACAGUUUCCAGAAUGAGACUCUCCAUUUGGCUGUGAACUAUAUUGAUAGAUAUCUUUCUUCGGUGUUAGUUUCGCGGGGAAAACUUCAGCUAGUUGGGACUGCCGCCAUGUUCAUUGCCUCAAAGUUUGAGGAAAUGUGUCCACCAAAUGUGGCCGAAUUUGUGUACCUCGCAAAUGACCAGUACACAAAAAGUCAGGUCAUAGGAAUGGAGCAAAUGAUGCUGAACGUGCUGGCUUUUGACCUCGGAGCACCAACAGUAAUCCAGUUCCUCGCUCAUUAUUUCAUGCAUCAGCAGCAGGCCAAUUCUAAGGUGGAAAGUUUAGCAAUGUUUCUGGGAGAGUUGAGUUUAAUUGAUGCUGACCCAUACCUGAAAUAUUUACCCUCAGUGACCGCUGGAGCUGCCUUUCAUCUCGCACUCUACACAAUCACUGGGAAAAGCUGGCCCGAGUCAUUGAGCCAAAAAACGGGCUACACCUUGGAAAGUCUUAAGCCAUGUCUAAUGGACCUUCAUCAGACCUACCUCAGAGCACCACAUCGUGCCCUACAGGGCAUGCAAGAAAAAUACAAGAAGGCAAAGUACCACUGCGUAUCCCUCAUCAGCCCUCCAGAGACACUAAACUUAGAGUGAGUGAGAAACUCGGAGCCGUUGACUCCAACGUGUGGACCCAGAUGUCUUCACAAAGAAUCCCUUCACAAAGCACAAAUUGUGAUCAGUUGCAGAUUAUGAAGCGCCGUUUGGGAUUUUUAUGACUUUAAAGGAAAAUCUUUUCCAUGUACAAUUGUCCUGUGUAUUUAGCUAUAGACAUGAAGUGGUUUUGUUUAUGUAUAGUGAGUAUUAACCAAGUCCAUACCCCCAG
Molecule: messenger RNA, 1783 nt
Organism: Monodelphis domestica (gray short-tailed opossum)
Lineage: Eukaryota; Metazoa; Chordata; Mammalia; Didelphimorphia; Didelphidae
Source: RefSeq, a predicted model, not a curated record